AUGGAGGCCCCUUCGCCUGUUGCUGCUGCUGCUGCGGAAUCCUCAGAGAAAACGCUGGGCGUGCAGCCAGUCAAACCCCAUGCUGCCUGCAGCUCGACUGAAGGGGUUCUUAGGGAGUUGCAGCAAACUCCGAGCAGCAACAGCAGCAACAGCAACAGCAGCAGCAGCAGCAGCAGCAGCUCUGCAACCCGUUUGGUUCCCCUUCCCCCCCGUGGAUCUCCAGCCCCUCUGCCAGCAGCACUACUGCAGCGGGAGCAGCAGCUGCGUGCUUAUAUUUCUUCUUUAGGGUCUUCUGCUGCAGCAGCAGCAGCAACUCAAGAGGCAUGGAUAGACUUCUCACUACCUCCUCUCCCUCCUGCAGAUACACCUGAAUAUAUGAAGAGACACUCUAGAGCCGAAGCAGCACAAAUAUCAAAGACAUCAGAAACGCAGCGUCGGCUUCUCUUAAGGGCCCCUUCAACCCCAGGGGCCUCAGGUGCCUUCCUUCGUACCCCCAGGGGCCCCCCUCUUAGAACAGCUCAAGGGGGGGGGGCCCCCUUAAGGACCCCUCGUGGGGGCCCCCCCCAUCACAAGAGUGGGGGGGGGCCCCCCUUAAGGACCCCUCAGGGGAGCCCCUCAGGGAGCCCCGCUAGGGGCCCCACUAAGAGCCCCGGUAGGUGCCCCAGUAGGAGCCCUGCUAGGGGCCCUAGUAGGGGCCCCCCUGGGGCCCCACUGCUGCCUGGUGCUGUUUUUGUAUCUCGUGCUACGCUGCUGCAGCGGUGCAGGGUUGAGGAAACAAAUGUAAGAGAUAUAGAGGGUCGCACUGUGAUGGUUCAGCAGCAACUCUGGCAGCAGAUGCUGCAGUCUGCUGCUGAGCGUCAAGUGCUGCAGCACUGCUGCUGUGUGGGGGCCCCACAGACAGCUGAGUUUCGAGUGCUUCCUUCUCCUCUUGACCUUGGCUAUGCAUUUAAUAAGCUGCACUCUGUCUCUUCUCCUAAACCAUCAAAUACAUCUUCUUCGUCUCUUAACUCUCUACCCUCAUCCACUACUCCGCAAUUAGACAGGGGGGCCCCCUCAGCUGCCCCUCUCCCAAGUGAAUGCGGGGCCCCCCAGGGGCCACCGCCCCACUGUGAAGGGGGAGCCCCCACGGGGGCCCCCAACGGGGCCCCUCCUCAGUCUAAGGGGGGGGCCCCCCAGGGGGCCCCUUCCCAAUAUGAAGAGGGGAGCCCCCAGGAGGCGGCCCCUGCUCAAUCUAGAGGGGGGGGCCCCCAGGGGGCUUCGCCCCAAUCUGAAGAAGGGGGUCCCCCGGGGGCCCCUCAUCAAUCUGAAAAGGGGGGGCCCCCUGGGGCCCCCUGUGUUGAUAUGGAAGGGGAGAGUUUGAGCCCGUUGGAGUUUGUGCGGUGUAUGGACGCUCUGAGUUGGUGGCCCUGGGAUUUAAAUAAUUUAGAUAAGAAGGAGACAGCCUUUGCUUUAUCUCUUGUCAGCCAAGUUGUAGGGGGCCCCCUCAAGGUGCAGCCGAAGCAAGAGAAAAAUGAUAAUGCAUUUAAAUAUAUCAGUAAACGAGGGUUUAUUGUCGCAUUCGAAUACCUCCCUUAUAACCUUCCUGAAUGGCCGAUAACCCUGGACAGACUUCCUGCUGCGAAGUCUGAUGAAGAUAAACUGUCUCUAUCUUUUUCUUCUUCUGCAAUGGAGUCUUUGGGGGCCCCUCUUGUUGUUAAUCCUAGGCAGCCGGUGUCUCUGCAGCACGCCAACUUCCGCCCUCAAAGGGGCCCCAACAGCAGCAGCAGCAGCAACAGCAGCAGCAGCAACAGCAGCAGCAGCAGCAGCAGCAGCAACAGCAACAGCAGCAGCGAGGAGGUGGUGGCUUCUGCUGCAGUAGAAGAGGCCGUGCUGCUGUGCCAGGUGGCUUUGCUGCUCUGUCUCCUAUUUGGUAUUGAUAUAUAUAAAGACUUCCCUAACUUUAAAGUCCCCACUUCCUGCAGCAAACCCCGUGCUGCUGCUGCUGCUGCUGCUGCUGCUGGUAGCAGAGAGACAGCAGCAGCAGCACACACAAGCGCUGCUGCAGAGACGCAAGUCUCCGCUUCCUCUUCCCCCCUCCUCCAACCCGGGCAGAUGCAGCCAACUGUCUACACCACCUAUAUCAAAAUGCACUCUGGCAGCAGCAGCAGCAGCAGCAGCAACAGCAGCAGCAGCAGCAACAGCAGCAGCAGCAGCAGUAGUAGUAGUAGUAGUAGCGGUAGUGCCCGAGGCACAACUAGUGCCAGCAGAGCCCAAUCUGAGUCCCGAGAUAGCAGCUGUGAUGACGGUAGCCCCCAGCAGCAGCAGCAGCAGCAGCAGCAACAAGAACAGCAGCAGCAGCAGCAGGGGUGCAGUGAAGAAUCCGAGACCUGCGACUCCGUCGAAAACCGGAGGGCCCAAAUCCCCAGCUGGCACUUGGCACAAGACUAUUUGCUGAGCCGCGUGGUGUUUGCUGAGGAGCUGCAGGCUGCCUUACCUGCUUUGAUUUCUAUUGAGUGGGUAUUGAAAGGAAUAUAUUUAUUAGUAGGUGCUUCGACAGCAGCUCUAUCUCCGUUAGAGUGGCUGCUGCUGCUGCGGCCUGCUGCUGCUGCUGCUGCACACUCUGUCGAUAUUGCUGCUCUUACUCAGCGGUAUUCUUCACAAAACCCUAAACCCGUGCCUCUAAAGGCUUCGCCUGCUGUGCUGCAUGCACUGCGCAAGCUGCAGAAGCAGCAGCAGCAGCAUCAGCAGCAGCAAAGGCAGCAGCUGCUGCAGCAGCAGCAGCUACAAGAGCUGCAAGAGCCCUGGAGGGCCUCCUGUACAUCUAGCCGUAUGGGUAUUCGAUGGCUGUCGUAUACAUCAGUACAGAAACAAAGCAAAAAGAAACAGCAGCAGCAGAAACAGCAGCAGCUGCAGCAGCAACAGCAGCAGCGGGCAGCAGCAACAGCAGCCAGCAAGUUCCUUGACUUCGGGUGUACAGACAGCCAGCUGCAACAGUGGGUCCUGCAGCAAACAGCGCAGCAUAUCCUCUCAACAGCAGACAGCGAGAAAACAGCAAGUGCUCUCUCACGCCUGUUUGCUGCUUGCGCUCCUGGCUGCAGCAGCAGCAGCAGCGGCAGCAAAAGCAACAAACCUGGGGCUGCUGCUGCUGCUGCUGCUGCUGGGGAGACUAUGUCUCUGGAUAUUGUGGUGCUGCAGUUCUGCUCGGAGGCCUUUUACAAUAUAUUUCUUCAUGCAGAUAUAUUUAAAAAUAUUCACGAACAUAUUUAG
Messenger RNA from Eimeria acervulina, 3246 nucleotides. RefSeq lists its product as hypothetical. Lineage: Eukaryota; Apicomplexa; Conoidasida; Eucoccidiorida; Eimeriidae. The record is from RefSeq and is a predicted model, not a curated record. The coding region runs from base 1 to 3246 and encodes 1081 amino acids. The transcript is spliced from 4 exons.